AUGGCUUCCCAGGCCCAGAACCAAAAUCUCACUCGGUCUGACUUCUUCUCCAAGUUCGCCCAGGUUUACGUUCGCCAGACGGGCCACUCGACUCUGGACAUCCUCAGUGAUGUCAUCACCGACAAUGUCCAGGCAUCUGCCCACCCGAUAGGUCCGGACUCCGUAGUCCACGACACGGCCGCGGGUCCCGGUGUGGGCGGUGCUGCGCUUGUUGCCUGCCUCCCCAAGGACCAGCUGCCGAAGGAGAUGCUGGUCUCGGACAGUGUCGCCAUGAUGGUGGCGGCCGCGCGCGAAUCCCUCGUCGCCUCCCCGCUGUCCCACGUCGAGUGCAAGGAGCUCGACUCGCAGGAUCUGUCGUCGGUGCCUGACAACUACUUCACCCACUCCAUCGACAAUUUUAGCAUCCAGACCUUUGCCCGCCCCAAUGACGCCCUCCGCGAGACAUACCGCACCCUCCGCCCGGCAGGCCUUGCCAUCGUGACUUGCUGGCGCCGCUUCGCACCCAUGUUCAUCGUGCACGCAGCCCAGAGGAAGGUUCGCCCGGACGUGCCACUCAUGCCUACACCUGGUCCACAGUUCUUCGAGGAGGGCGUGCUGCAGAAGGUGGUCGAAGAGAGUGGCUUCGCUAAGGAGGGCAUGACAAUGCUCGACAAGGUGUUGGUCGUCAAGGACGACGAAAACGUAGCUGGGCUUACUAUGCUUAUGUCGGGUCCUCUGAUGGUCAAGGCGCGAGAGGGGUUCACGGAGGAAGAGGAGGCUAGGUGGGUCGAGUCUGUUCGUCAGUCCGUGAAGGAAGAGAUAGAGCAGUUUGGGGGUAUUAGGUUCGAAGCCUAUGUCCUCUUGGCUACUAAAAGUAGAGCAACUUGA
This is a messenger RNA of Anthostomella pinea, 867 nucleotides long. NCBI's taxonomy places the organism in Eukaryota, Fungi, Ascomycota, Sordariomycetes, Xylariales, Xylariaceae. The record is from the annotation of a GenBank genome assembly.